This is a messenger RNA of Beauveria bassiana ARSEF 2860, 633 nucleotides long. RefSeq lists its product as uncharacterized. The record is from RefSeq and is a predicted model, not a curated record. NCBI's taxonomy places the organism in Eukaryota, Fungi, Ascomycota, Sordariomycetes, Hypocreales, Cordycipitaceae. The transcript has 2 exons. Bases 1 to 633 code for a protein of 210 amino acids.
AUGGGCUUGCCACGACUGGUCGCCCGCGCGACAGCGGUCUCAACACAAACCCCGACGCUUAUGCGCCUCGUCGCUGCCGCCGCCCCGCGCAGUCGCAUCAUCGCUCCCCCAACGAUUUCCCCGCGCCUCUACAGCACUGCGUUACCGAGUGUGACCGACAAAGGCUUCUGGAAGUCGCUAAUUCCCAAGCCGCUGCGGCGGGAGAACCGGGCGCGGCGGAGGCGCGGCUGGUGGUCCAGGGGGGAAUGGAACCCGGCGACGUACUUUAUCGUCAUGUUUCUGUUUGUCGGGUCCAUGUCGAUCCAGAUGAUUGCGCUGCGCAAUCAGACGACCCGGUACAUGCGGCAGGCGAGCGUGCGGCUGCAGCAGCUGCGCGAGGUGGUGGAGCGCAUUCAAAAUGGCGAGGACGUCGACGUGGAGAAGAUGCUGGGGACGGGCGAGCCGCAGAGGGAAGCAGAUUGGGAAGAGGCUCUGCAAGCGAUUGAACGAGAAGAGGCAAUGAAAAAGUCGACGCCAAAAGAAGCUGCGAAGCUCAAGAGUGAAGACGCACCACAAGCAACAAAGGCUGCCACUCCAGGCCAGAACUCGGAACAGACAUCAACGAAAAGCACGGGGUUUGGCAACUUCUACUAG